Molecule: messenger RNA, 1435 nt
Organism: Telopea speciosissima
Lineage: Eukaryota; Viridiplantae; Streptophyta; Magnoliopsida; Proteales; Proteaceae
Product: shaggy-related protein kinase zeta
Exons: 9
Coding region: 35-925 (296 amino acids)
Biological process (GO): signal transduction; protein phosphorylation
Cellular component (GO): cytoplasm
Molecular function (GO): protein serine/threonine kinase activity; ATP binding
Source: RefSeq, a predicted model, not a curated record
GGACAGGCGGUAUAAGAAUCGUGAGCUGCAGCUUAUGCGCUCUAUGGAUCAUCCAAAUGUGAUUUCUCUGAAGCACUGCUUUUUCUCUACAACCAGUAAAAAUGAGCUUUUUCUCAACUUGGUCAUGGAAUAUGUCCCCGAGACUCUGUAUCGUGUUUUGAAACACUACAGCAAUGUGAACCAGAGGAUGCCACUUAUCUAUGUUAAACUCUACACCUACCAAAUUUUUAGGGGGCUUGCUCAUAUUCACACUGUUCCUGGAUUUUGCCAUAGGGACAUAAAGCCUCAAAAUCUUCUGGUAGAUCCCCUUACACAUCAAACCAAGAUUUGUGAUUUUGGAAGUGCAAAGGUUCUGGUCAAGGGCGAAGCAAACAUAUCGUACAUUUGUUCUCGCUACUACCGAGCUCCAGAGCUCAUUUUUGGUGCAACAGAAUAUACAACAUCGAUUGAUAUCUGGUCAGCUGGUUGUGUUCUUGCUGAGCUUCUUCUAGGCCAGCCGUUGUUUCCGGGAGACAGUGCGGUGGAUCAACUUGUAGAGAUCAUCAAGGUUCUUGGAACCCCAACUCGAGAAGAGAUUCGCUGUAUGAAUCCAAACUAUACUGAGUUUAGAUUUCCUCAGAUAAAGGCUCACCCAUGGCACAAGGUUUUUCACAAGAGGAUGCCUCCAGAAGUGAUUGAUCUUGCCUCAAGGCUUCUACAGUAUUCGCCUAGUCUUCGCUGCACUGCUCUAGAGGCAUGUGCUCAUCCAUUUUUUGAUGAACUUCGGGAGCCCAAUGCCCGCCUGCCUAAUGGUCGGCCUUUACCUCAUCUCUUCAACUUCAAACAGGAAUUAUCUGGAGCUCCACCAGAGCUCAUUAACAGAUUGAUACCAGAGCAUGUGAGACGGCAAUCUGGUCUAAAUCUCUUGCAUCCAGCAGGCACGUAAGCAUAGGAACCUUGAACCAGAUUUUUGGUACUUGAUGGAUGCGAAGCAAAGGGUACUAAGCUGUGGUUAAAUCAGAAUACAUACAAGCCUGAGAGGCGGAAUUUCUUUCUCCGCAAUGUUGCGACACAAACGGCUGGAUGGCUGGGCCUUCUGUAAUUUGGUGCAUUUUUCUACUACAGUUUUUGUUUUGCGCUCUUGCCCUCUUAAAUGUUUCAUGCUUUUGUAUAUUUGUCUCAUGAUAAAGGAUCCAAGUCGGACUGAUUAAAGUAGCUUUGAGUAGAAGAAAGGUGAUGGGAAGCGUUUCCUUAUGCAGAGAGGCGCUAAUGAAUGGCAGGAGCAAGCAAAGGUUGAGGGGUUGUUGGGUGGAUCGGUUGUUGUCUAAAGUUUACUUGCGUGGUGUUGUUUCUACUUAUAUUUGUGGCGGCUUGUGGUCGCGGACUCUCGCAAUUCAGAAGGCGAGUUCUUUUUACCCUUCUGGCGAUGUUUUGAAUAAUUUUGUUUCUAGUUGUA